AUGAGUACGUCCGAAGACCAUCCUACAGGCAGCUGCAAGGUCUGCAACCGACCGGAUCAUGCCGAAGAUAUGGUCGCUUGUGACUGUUGUGAAAAGUGGUUUCACUUCACGUGUGCAGGAGUACAGGCUUCCAUCUGCAACAAACCAUGGCGUUGUGGUUAUUGUUCAAGUCGAGAUGACGACCGUAAUUCAACAGUGUCAAUCUGCUCGACUACCUCAAGUGCUCGUUUACGAUUGAGGCAGCUCAAAGAAGCGAAAACACUCGAUGAUCGUCUGUUAUUACAACAAGCGGAAAGGGAACGAGCUUAUUUAGCUGAGAAGCACCAACUGGAAGCCGAGAUUCAUACAGAAAUGCGACUAAGAACCAGUACAUCAAGCCGAAUCAGCUGUAAAAGUAGUCACAGUCACAGAACUGAAAUAAAAACCUGGAUUGAUCAGUCUGGAAGCACAAUGGCAGUAAAUCCAAACGCGGAUGCAAAAGCAUCGACACCCGUUAUUUCUAUAGGGAAUAUAGUACAAGCAGAUAAAAACAAAAGUGUAAUAACGCCAGUCCAGUCGAUAUCCACAGGUAUUCGUUGUAGUGUAGUUCCGUCCACGUCAACCAAGAAAGCCGUGGUUGAAUUCAAUAGAAUGUCAACAAAAACGCACGUUCCACCGAUUCCCAUUUCUGGUUCAGCAUACACAUCGCAGCAUAAUGCCGUCCGUCUAGAUCAACAGAAACAACAUCCAUCAGGUCCGUCUAAGCAGCACAUCCCACCGACGAGUCAGUCAGGUCCACGAGAAGGCUCGCAGUUAGGCGCGGAACCUAUAAUGGAAAGUCAAGUUCCUGUUCGGACUGAUUCCGGUGAGCGGAAUCAAUUGGAUAUAUUAUGUAAACAGCGAACAGUACAACAGCAAUUUGGAAAUCGAAACAGCAGUUAUUUUACGCAACCUAGAGGAAACCAAUCGGGAACAUCGUUUAUGCCGUCAUUACCACCAGAAGGCACGCAAUUAGGCGCGGAACCUAAAGGGUGA
This is a messenger RNA of Malaya genurostris, 1014 nucleotides long. RefSeq lists its product as uncharacterized. The record is from RefSeq and is a predicted model, not a curated record. The transcript has 2 exons. Bases 1 to 1014 code for a protein of 337 amino acids. Lineage: Eukaryota; Metazoa; Arthropoda; Insecta; Diptera; Culicidae.